AUGCCAAGAGAAUACGUAAAUGGGACAAGUGGUAGCAUUGAUGGUCAUUAUGAAGAAAAUGAGAGGGACAGUAAACCACCUUCAAAGCCAGAUGCUGAGGGUGCCUCGGAGCAGGGCUCACUGCAGAAGAAAUACAAGUUCUUCUGCAAGAUUUGUAAGAAAUCUGUUACUGAGACUCGAAUCCUUCUUCACUCUAAGAGGCAUGAAGAAAACGGUAUUUCCACCUGCCCUGUCUGCCUGAAGAAGUUUAAGAGCAGAAAAGAUUUUAUCCCACACACCAAACUACACCUUCAAAUGCCAUCCAGAAGCACUCGACAGAAGAAAAAGGACAAAAAGAGGAUUGAUUUGGAUAAAGAAAUGGAGGAGGACGACCUGGAUGACUUGGAGCCUGGUGAGAUUGCCCUUGAUCCAUCCUUAAUGCUGUACUACCAGUCCACACAUGAUCCUGAUGUUCUGGAGCACAUUUUAGAGCAAGCUUCAUCUGCACCCAGGAAGCCUGGUCAUGAGGAUAACGUCACAUUUGAUUACAUUAACGUUCAUUUUGAAUUGCAGAAUCGUGACAUAUACACAUGCCCUGCCGCUCACUGUACAAAGACUUUUAAGCAUUCCAAGUACCUGGGUGUGCACCUUAAAUCAGAGGACCAUGUUGGGGACGAGAACGUGAAACAUUAUUUUGAAAUGAGAGACCGUAGGGAAAAGUGCACUUACUGCCGGCGCCACUUCAUGUCUGCCUAUCACCACCGCAGGCAUCGGCGUGUGCACUACGGUGACCUGCCUUACAUGUGUAUGGUCACAGGUUGUGGCGCUCGUUUCAGCACCUCCAAUGAGCUUGUCGCACACAAGCAGAGCCAUGGCUUUCAACUUAGCUACCAGUGUGAGCUCAAAGGUUGUAGUCUUUCUUUCUGUGACUUGGGGCAGGUAUACCACCAUGAAGCACAGCACUUUCGUGACGCAGCAUACAGCUGCACUAGCCUUGAUUGCAAGAAGUUCUACUUUUCUAAAAAGGAAUUCGGCCGGCAUUUAGCCACACACGGCAUUACCUUCUCUGAGGAAGACUUUGAGGCACAGAGGAAGGCCAAAAGAAAACAUCUUGACUCCAUAACUGAGGAGAUAGCCAGCCCCAAAAAGUAUUGUGACACAAAGACUGUACUGGAGGAGGUAGUCAAUGGGGAAAACAAUGCUGCUUCCUCUACAUGCAGUGCCUCACACAUGUCGAGUUGCAAGGAGCCCAAGGGCACAAUGGCAUCUGUUGCUGUGUGCUUUGAUGGAAAAAAGUUCACUUGUGGUUUUGAAAGGUGUGGAUUGACCUUCUCUAAAGCCAGAGAUGUCCACCAGCACCUAAGGUGUGUUCAUCCAGAACAUUUCAAGACUGAGAAUAAGGAACGCAAAAAUCUUGUCAAAGAGAAGGGCUUGAAAUCUAAAGGUCUAAAGGUAAAAACAGAGCACAACAACGAUGACAAGAACAAACAUGAACUUGCAGCUUGUCUGCUAAUGAAGGGGUCAAGCCAGGAAAAUGCUUGCCCAUCUAUUAAGAACACAGCAAUAUCUCCCUCAAGCCUGGACAAUGACCCUUUGAGAGAGAUUUUGAUUGGGCUUAGCCAGCUUAGUUUGACUCUCUCCAGCUCUACAAAUGGAUAUUGUGAGCCCUUCCAUCCAAUCUCAGGAUCCACAUCAAAGAUAUCCUGCCAUCAGGGUCUUGGCACCAGGUCCCCAGUUGUGUUUUUGCAAAAGAGAGCGCCACCUGCUGUUGGCAAGAGGGUGAAACUGACAUCAACCACUGAACCAUCAGUACCCCACAGUCUACCCUCAGAGCAACACUUGGAUGCAGACCAGGUCAGCCCUUUUGUUUUGCAAGCCUCUACUAAACCAUACUUCUGUGAGCUUAAUGAUUGCAACUUUAGAAGUGUGACCAGCACAACUCUAAUACGCCACUACAUGAACAAGCAUAAUUUCUCAGAGAAGAAGGCGAAAGGAAUGAAGAUCCUCAAAUCACUUACAUUUAAGCCAUUUAAGUGUCACCUCUGCUUCAAAUGCCAUAGAGAGAAGACGGACUUGAGGGUUCAUUAUCUUCAGACGCAUAGACUUAGCGAGGCAGUUGUGGAGCAAAUGAGCUGUUGGUCUAAAAAGCGGGUUGAGGGUAAACCCCCAGAACCCACCAAGCCAACAGUCUCUAUAACACAACCCCCAGAACCCACCAAGCCAACAGUCGCCUUUACACAGCCCCCAGAACACACCAAGCCAACAGUCUCCUUUACACAGCCCCCAGAACACACCAAGCCAACAGUCUCCUUUACAGAACCCACCAAGCCAAGAGACUCCUUUACACAAAAAUCUCAGACCUCCACCUGGCAACACCCCUCCUGGCAGCAGAAGUACCAAAAAAAGAAAAUAAUGCGACAAAACAUUGUACAAUUUGCUAAAUCUGGAGACAAGCAUAAGAAAUGCAGUCACCCUCCAUCUUCUGUGCAGGAUCACUUUGAAGAGGAGGAACGUGAAGACGGAGGUAUGCGAAGAGGCAAGGGCGGCAUUUAUACGUGCAAGCACAAGGACUGUGGGGUGCUUUUCUCCCACGCCUCCAGUCUUUAUCGCCACCAGAAGAAGUUUCAUUCGCCGGUGAUGGGACAUCCUUCCGUGCUUUCAGAAGACCCGGCUUUACAGAAGUUUAGGUGCAGCUACGCCAACUGUAAUGCUUCUUACCUCCUGAACAGCAGCUUGGUGCGACACACAGAGAGUGAGCAUCCUAACCAGGCGACCAGUAGCUUAAAGCGUCACAGAAAGAGUGAUCAUCCUAACCAGGCGACCAGUAGCCUAAAGCGCCACAGAAAGAGUGAUCAGGCAACCAGUAGCCUAAACAGUCACCGAAAGAGUGACCAGGCGACCAGUAGCCUAAAGCGCCACAGAAAGAGUGAUCAGGCAACCAGUAGCCUAAACAGUCACAGAAAGAGUAAUCAACCUUACCAGGCGACCUUGUGCUGCAAGUAUGACGGCUGUACACAAGUGUUCACCCAAAGCAGUAGUCUGAAAAAACAUGUACUCUCUAGCCACCUCAAUUACUAUGAUUCACUCGUAUUACGUCUCCAGAAUACUCACAAGGACACGUCAGCCACUGGAUGCCAAAAGAAGCUGAUCAUCACAUCUACGCCACAGAAAGAUGCAACCAAGCUACCCCUCCGGCAAUCUCUGAGACACUGCCCGAAGUCUCCUGAAGAUGUUAAGGCUGAAGAAACUAGUGAAGAGAGAGAUGAAGAUGAUGGUGAACAUGUGUCAACUGAAAAGAAAUCCAGAAGGUUUGAAGAUAUGGUAUUCCGUUCCCAUGAGGAGGCCUUACAGAUGUGCCAAGAUCGUUGUCAACGUGAAGCCUACCCAUGCAUGGUGCAAGGUUGUGAUUCUGUAGUCAAAUUUAUACGUAGUAUGCGCCGUCACUAUUUGAAUUGCCACAAAUUAACCAAUCAGGCUUUUGAAUUGAAUGAGGAUAAGCUUGUGUUUAGUGCAGAGAAACUGGAUGAGCUGAUUCAGAGGAAUACUGUAUUAUCUGCUUGCCCUGAUAUGACGAGGGCACCUAACGGAGUUCUGAAGAUGGAGUAUCAAGCAGAGCCAGAGAACCCAGGUGGUCCAUCUGUCCCUAUGAGUCUGCACUCCAUUGAAGCAGAAACACUUGAUGAGCAUGACCCACUGGGGUUCAAAGAUGAGCCACCUGCUGAGAGGAAUGUUUUGGUGGGUGCAGAUGACUUGCUUUAUGGAGAACCUAGUGGGCACACUGAAGAGCCUGCUAUUCAGAACAGCCAAGAGGAGAGGCCAAGGCGAAAAUCCUCAAACCCGCCCGCUCUUGAUCUCUCUCCACCAUCCUCCCUCCGAUUCAGUGUUGAUGAGGGCUUCAUGGACAGUUCAGGCAAAGAUGGUGGCAAACCCACAAUAAUUUCUGUGCCAUUGCCCUCUCCUCAAGCCCGCCAGCCACUUAAACGUAAGAACGAGCUCUCUGAGCUCCCUCCCAUUCCAAAGGACCCCCAGCCUCACAGCCCUCCCCCUCGCACAUUUGACUUGGCUACUUAUAAACCUAUGGGAUUCGAGUCGUCUUUCCUGAAGUUCAUACAGGAGAGCACUAAGGAUGAUGUGAGGCCCCGGGCUUCUCACUGCAACAGCCACAGGCCUGAACCGCCCGUGGUGUCAGCUCGGCGGCGGGAUUCCUACAGACGUAACUGUUCUGUAAAGGAGAACAGCCAGAUGGGCCUCACUACUACUCGUAGCAGGCGGGCUCGAUCUUCCCCACUUCAGCCUCUUCCCAGGACAGGGGAAUACACAUCAGUCCAGAACUUGCGCCUCAUCUUAGAAAAGGCUCUGACAGGUUGUGGUGACCUAGCCAUUAAGCAGUUGCAGUACCUCAGGCCCGUGGUGGUUCUUGAGAGGCCAAUGUUUUCCACCCCCUUGCUUGACCUCUUCCCCACGAAAACUAAUGAUAAGCUACUUCUCGAAGGUUCGUAG
This is a messenger RNA of Coregonus sp. 'balchen', 4479 nucleotides long. The record is from the annotation of a GenBank genome assembly. Lineage: Eukaryota; Metazoa; Chordata; Actinopteri; Salmoniformes; Salmonidae.